Molecule: messenger RNA, 975 nt
Organism: Priceomyces carsonii
Lineage: Eukaryota; Fungi; Ascomycota; Pichiomycetes; Serinales; Debaryomycetaceae
Exons: 1
Coding region: 1-975 (324 amino acids)
Biological process (GO): P-body assembly; cytoplasmic stress granule assembly
Cellular component (GO): P-body
Molecular function (GO): mRNA binding
Source: RefSeq, a predicted model, not a curated record
AUGUCUCAAUAUAUUGGUAAGACUAUUUCCUUAAUUUCAAACAAGGGACUUCGUUACGUUGGAUUGUUAGAUAAUAUCAAUGCUGAUGAUGCUACUGUUGCGUUAAAGUCUGUGAGAUCUUUUGGAACUGAGGGAAGGAUGGCUCAAGCAGGCAAUCCAAUGAUGGAGGUUAUGCCAGGAAAGGACAUAUAUGGGUAUGUUGUGUUCAGGGGGUCUGAUGUAAAGGACUUGACAGUUUUGGAUCUCCCAAUUGACCAGGUCAAGCCUGAGCCUUACUAUCCACCUCCUCCUCCAGCGGGAUAUUAUGCACAGCAGCAACCCCAGAACCCUGCUCCAACUGCAACAGUAGGACCUUCGCCUCCUGGCCAUACAACUGGUAUUGCUACUCAAACACUGGCCCCUCAAGCAGCAUCAGGAAAGGGUCCGGCUCCCACUCAGGCUCCAACUGGAGCUCCCAGGAUGCCAACUACGCUGGCUCCUAUUCCAGAUCAAAAUUUGCCUACAUCUACCCAAAGCCAGCAGGAUUCUCAGCCUUCAAAUGCUCCGCAAACAAGCUCGAACUUCAAUACUAAGAAACAGCCUCCUGCGGAAUCUACACCAGAAGCUCGUCCACAGGAUAGUAAUAAGAACGGUAAGGCUACAGCAAUAUUUCCGGAGGCUUUUGAUUUUGAGUCCGCUAAUGCUAAAUUUCAAAGAGAUACAGAUUUAGAGAGCAAAGAUCGUCAAGGUUAUAAUAAAAGCUCGUCUUUUUUUGACACGAUUUCGUCGUCUGCUGAAGAAAGAAGUAACAUGAGAUGGUCUGAAGAAAAAGAUUUGAAUUUAGACACGUUUGGAGAGGCUUCAGUCGGUCACAGAAGAGGUAGAGGAAGAGGAAGAGGGAGAGGUGGCAGAGGAAACUCAAGAGGUAGAGGCAACUGGAGAGGCAGGGGAAGAGGAAAGAGUGAAUACAAGGAGCCGAAGCCAGAAUGGGCAUGA